This is a messenger RNA of Emiliania huxleyi CCMP1516, 483 nucleotides long. RefSeq lists its product as hypothetical. The transcript has a single exon. Gene Ontology annotation, biological process: tetrahydrobiopterin biosynthetic process. Bases 1 to 483 code for a protein of 160 amino acids. The record is from RefSeq and is a predicted model, not a curated record. Gene Ontology annotation, molecular function: 4-alpha-hydroxytetrahydrobiopterin dehydratase activity. NCBI's taxonomy places the organism in Eukaryota, Haptophyta, Isochrysidales, Noelaerhabdaceae.
AUGCUCGCCCGGCCGACGAGGCCAUGUUGCCGCGCCGCGCCGUACGCCGCUGCGCUCCUGUGCACGUCCGCGGGCCGCCGCCCUCCGAGAGGGAGGCACGACCCGACCGCGCGCCGGCCGACGAGCGUGUGCGACCCGUAUGAGAACAACGGCAAGCCGCUCUCGCAGGAGCAGUGCGCGAAGCUGCUGCCGAGCGUGAGCGACUCGUGGGCGCUCGUCGACGAUGGCACGGCCCUCAUGCGCGAGAUCGAGGUCGCCGACUUUGUGCAGGGCUCCAGGCUCGUCUCGACGCUCGCAGCAGUGGCCUUCAACAACAACCACUACCCAGUGCUGACGCUCGAGCGGCGGCUGAGCGAGAGGCGGCGCUGGCAGGAGCUGGUGGUGGUACGGUGCCAAACGACGGUGCUGGGUGGGCUCAGCUACCAAGACUUCACGCUCGCCAUGCUGAUGGACGUCGAGCUUGGAAGGGAUAGAGAGUGGUAA